AGAUGAAGAAGUAUUUGAUCAACAGUCCAUCGUCGAGGUCUUACACUCAAAGGGUCUUUCGUCAAGUUCAUCCAGCAGAUAUUCCAUUUCCUUCAUUCCUCAAGUCCCCUAAGACAUGCUCAGUCUUUGGGGUGCCAAUGGUCUAUGGGCAGCCAAAUCAUGGUACUGAUUAUGGUCCCCAAAUGCUUCGAAAAUUUGGAUUGAGAGGAGAGCUCGAGGAGUUGGGUUGGACAGUACGCGAUAACGGUGACAUUGCCAUCGAUCCUCCACAUGAGAAUGAUCCGAAGCCGGACUCGCUGUUGUCCGGAAAGACCAAGAAUUGUUACAAUGUUGGAAAAGUGUGCCAAGCUGUGCAUGAGCUCACUUUUUAUGCUGCAAGUGAAGGGAAUUUUGCUCUUACUUUGGGUGGAGAUCACAGCAUCGGAGCAGGAACGGUCGCAGGGAUCUUGAAGGCCCGUCCAAAUACGGGAGUAAUCUGGGUGGAUGCACAUGCAGACAUUAACACUCCCGAGCUGAGCACGUCGGGCAAUAUGCAUGGUAUGCCAGUUGCGUUCCUGACAAGACUCGUUGAACCAACGCUAUUUCCUGGAUGGGAUUGGCUUGAAAGCACUCCACCGCUGCACCCUGCACAAUUAGUAUACAUCGGUCUCCGAGACGUCGAUCCAGCCGAAAGGAAAAUUUUGAAGGAUCUUGGUAUAACUUGCUUCACGAUGCAACAUGUAGACAGAUAUGGAAUCGCUGGUGUAAUGGAACGAACUUUUGAUCAACUUUAUGGCCGACCGUUGCAUUGCAGCUACGACAUUGAUGCUGUCGAUCCCUUACAUGCACCAAGCACUGGCACAGCAGUGCGAGGAGGCCUUACUUUUCGUGAGGCCCAUUAUCUAGUCGAAGCCGUCUCAGGCACGGGACAACUUGGAUCACUUGACAUGGUGGAAGUAAAUCCUGGGUUGGGCAGCGAGUCAGAGAACAAGGAGACUGUUGAGAUGGCUUUGGCCUUGAUAGACUCUGCCAUGGGUAGUCGAAUUCUAUAGACAAUGCUGAUGGUCAUUGCACUAUCUUUACUAUCAGCCGGACAAACGUGAAAUGAAGUCUGCCAUCUAGCUCUCAAACUCCCCGAUGCUGUUGACGCCUUCGGCCCUUUCGAUGAGUCAGAUAACGGCAAGAUUCCAAUUGAUAAGUUACUUAGUGAUAGUGUCAACCUUCACGAUAAUCUUGCGUUGAUUAAACAUAGUAUCCUUUCC
Guillardia theta CCMP2712 is the source of this 1241-nucleotide messenger RNA. RefSeq lists its product as hypothetical. Gene Ontology annotation, molecular function: manganese ion binding; arginase activity. NCBI's taxonomy places the organism in Eukaryota, Cryptophyceae, Pyrenomonadales, Geminigeraceae. The record is from RefSeq and is a predicted model, not a curated record. The transcript has 5 exons. Gene Ontology annotation, cellular component: nucleus; cytosol; cytoplasm. The annotation marks the transcript as partial.